Leptonychotes weddellii (Weddell seal) is the source of this 874-nucleotide messenger RNA. Lineage: Eukaryota; Metazoa; Chordata; Mammalia; Carnivora; Phocidae. The record is from RefSeq and is a predicted model, not a curated record.
AGGAGGCCCCAGGCGAGAAGGAGGGAGGGAUAGCGGCGAGAGGAGGAGUUUUCCAGCUCGGCUUGGCCCGCUCGCCGCGCAGCCCCUCGGCCCCGUCUGUCUCCUCCGCCCCCUGAAGGCGCGCAGCGCAGCGCAGCCGAGCGGAGCCGAGCGUGGCCGAGCGAGCGCCGUGCGCAACAUGGGGAGCCCCGCACUCCGGGCCGCGCUGCUGCUGCCGCUGCUGCUGCUGCUGCUGCUGCUGCGGCUCCCGCCGAGCCGCGCCUUCCCAGGAUCUGGAGACUCACCGCUAGAAGACGAUGAAGUCGGGUAUUCACACGCUAGAUAUAAAGACACCCCGUGGUGCUCCCCCAUCAAGGUGAAGUAUGGGGAUGUGUACUGCAGGGCCCCUCAAGGAGGAUACUACAAAACAGCCCUGGGGACCAGGUGCGACAUUCGCUGCCGGAAGGGCUAUGAGCUGCACGGCUCUUCCCAGCUCGUCUGCCAGUCAAACAAGCGGUGGUCUGACAAGGUCAUCUGCAAGCAAAAGCGGUGUCCCACCCUGGCCAUGCCGGCGAAUGGAGGGUUUAAGUGCGUCGAUGGCGCCUACUUUAACUCCCGGUGUGAGUACUACUGCUCUCCAGGGUACACGUUGAAAGGGGAGCGGACGGUCACGUGUAUGGACAACAAGGCCUGGAGUGGCCGCCCGGCCUCCUGUGUCGGUAAGAAAAUACCAGUCUUGACGGGGCACAUACUUUGGGAGGAGCAGGGUGUGUGUGUACAGUGGAUUUUUAAAGGAAGCAUCAACAGCCCGGAUGUAAAGCAUAAGCACCCAGCUUUGCUUUCAGAAGCUCUCUUCAUCCCUACUUCUCUGGCUUUUAGCCUGGACCUAACAUGA